This is a messenger RNA of Frankliniella occidentalis (western flower thrips), 6322 nucleotides long. RefSeq names its product nucleolar pre-ribosomal-associated protein 1. Gene Ontology annotation, cellular component: nucleolus. The coding region runs from base 161 to 6253 and encodes 2030 amino acids. The record is from RefSeq and is a predicted model, not a curated record. Gene Ontology annotation, biological process: maturation of LSU-rRNA from tricistronic rRNA transcript (SSU-rRNA, 5.8S rRNA, LSU-rRNA); maturation of 5.8S rRNA from tricistronic rRNA transcript (SSU-rRNA, 5.8S rRNA, LSU-rRNA). The transcript has 22 exons. Lineage: Eukaryota; Metazoa; Arthropoda; Insecta; Thysanoptera; Thripidae.
AGUGGCUGAGUAGUGCAGCGCGUGGUCGUAGAGGUUAUCAAGAAAACAAACAUUCACAUGUGUCUUUUCAGUGUUCAACAAUGAGAAAAUAGUAACUUGACAAAUUGUUACUGCCAUUACGUGAAAGUGUUUAAUAACAACGCAGCUUGUAGGUGUCACAAUGGGUAUUAAAGUGAAACGGAAAGCUUCAAAAUCUUUAAAUGAAUCACCUGUUCUGACGGAACGUAAUGACACCACAGAAGCUGAACCACCAAAUAAAAAACAGAAACUGCUAUCGCCUGAGGAAUUCAUAAAGUCUCUACGUGGACCAAAUGCAUCUGAAAGUCUCAAACAAUGGUUAUAUCUCAUUUCAAACAAGAAAGAGCAAGCUCAAAUGGACAAAGAUUUAUCUCGUAAAACUUCAAAACCAAAUGAAGAAGAGACUGCCAAAAUCAAUAAACAGCAGGGAGAAAAUGAAGAGGUAAAAGACACAGAUAAAACUGGUAUAGAUGAAGAUGAUGAUGAAGAUCUGGAAGAGGGAAUAGAAAAGGAUGCAGACAAAGAAGAGGAAGAAGGUUUGACACACAUUGAUGCCUUUUUAUCUGCUGGUGGGUCGAUAUCAGAUAUUGUGUACACCCUACCUUCUGCCGAGAGUGCACAUGCAUCACAUCUAAGACAUGUGUUCCGGGUCCUCUACAAAAUUCUUCUGAGGAUAUCUGCUGAACACCAUGACAAAAUCCCUGAGGCAGUGGAAGUUUGUAGGGACUUAGCAAAUACAUAUUUGAAACAAAUCAAUGAUAUGUUGAAAAUACAACGAGCGCCUCGGGAAAGGAUAUGCAAUCUAGAACUUCUGACAGCUAUGGCAGCUUUGGAUUCCAAGUUUGCCAAGGAGAUUUUAAGUAUAAUAUCCCUAGAAGCAGAGACAGCAGAUCAUCUGACAUCUCCUAGAGUUGCAUUUUCAGUGCGGUUAGCUUAUCUGAAAUUCCUUAUUGCACUCCUCAUUGAUGCUGACACUCCCUCAAUUAUGGCUGUUGUUCACAAGCCAUGGAUGCUUUCCUCAGUCUGGGAAGGACUGCAAUAUGACCCAUCUCAUAUAGUUGUUUUAUUGCUGAUGACUAUUAAAAAAGCUGUUUUAGAGAACAAGUCUGUUCCCAAAUCUGCCAAACAAAUAAUUUUUAACACUGAUGGCAUAAUUUCACUACUUCACUUGUACAAGUGGAAAGGUCCUCAAAAUAGACCAAAAUCACUAACAUUUUGGGCAAUGAAAAAAAUGGAUGAUAAGCCCAAACUAUUGGCUGAGAUUGAUAGCAUUGAAGCAGAGCAAGUAGCUGAUGCUGUGCAAGAGCUACUUAUUGUUCUCCUGACUGAUCAUCGCUUUGGGAUAAUUUUCAGAGAUACUGCUGUUGCACACCAAAGUGACCGUCAUAACAAAAUGGUUUCCAGAGUACUAGAAAGAAUUGGCCAUCCGUGGGAAAAUGUGAAAGUAGCUGGGCUUGUGUCUAAAGUUCUUGCAGCUUGCCCCGAUUCAUUACGUUCAACACUAGCAUCAAUGAAACCUUUUAUAAAACCAAGGUCAUCAGAAAAAUGGUUUAACUGCAUUAAAUUUCUAGAGCAGGUUCUUGAAGACCAAUGUCCGGAAGAGGUUCUUCUUCGUCAAGUUUCAUGGCUAACAAUGAUGCAUUUGGGAGCAGCAGCCAUUGAAAUGUGUUCUCCGUCAUCAAUUCUCAAUGCACUAUGCUCAGACAACGCAGAUGCCCUUUACACAGAUGAUAUAGCAGUUGCGAAAUGCACAGUCAAGCUUCUUGUUUCCAUGCUUAAGAAAAUUUACAACUUCACUGAAGUGGUCAAGCGGUGGGCUUCAAGUGGUGUUCUCUCAUAUGCCCAAUCAACAGCAUUCUGUCGUCAUAUUUCAGAUUAUGUGUCCAAGAAUGUUCCAAUGUUGAGCUCCAUUCAAAAGGCUUGGCAACUAUGGAGUGAGAAAUGUAAGACUUCUGAAACACUAAAUGAUGAGUCUGACAAACCUAUUGAUAUUUUGUCCUUUCUGCUGGAACUCCUUGAAUUUUACCACAAGCUAUGCCCUUCUACCUUGGACCCCUUGCAUGCAGAACAAUCGGACCUUAAAAUAGCUAUGACUAACACUGUUUUGGAGACAACUGGAACAGAAGAGACUGCUCAGUUGCGUAAUCGUUUGUACCGGCUACUUUUGGCUGUCAAUGAUCAGGAUUUCAGUGCUGAAAAUAUGGAAAUGAAAGAACCCAUGCAAUUAAUUUUCAAAGAUUUGGUUAGCCAGUGUGCUACUGUCCGAAGCUUAGCUUGGUCAGUUCUUCAGUCCCUAGUCAGGAGAGCAGGAACCCUAGAGGGUAGUCCACAAGAGGCUGUGGUUUGGUUGUCAGUAUUUCAAGAAACAUUCACAGGCCAAGAAGAACUAAGCAAGGAAGUGGUUGAAAUGCUGGUUGAAAGUGUUUUACGCGCUUGUUCACAGUGUCCAAAAUAUUUGGAUAUUAUUGCUCGUUCUGAAGAAGGGGCUGCUGAAAUUUAUAAUGAAGAUGGCACUGCUCAAUGUUCCCUGUUUGAUGAAGCCGCAUUUGAUGAACUUCUGGAGGAUGCUUCAGAAACUUUUGAUCAACAACCCAACCCCAACAAAAUUCAUUUUAGUUCUGUCACUGUGAGUUCAUGGCUUCCAAGUUUCCUAGAAGUUUUUGGGGAGUAUACUAAUGGGAAAAAAAUUAAAAAGCGGUCGAGACUGAUUGCUGAAGAAUUUUGUUGCAAGCUGAUCUUACGACUACUGUAUCGGCUUCCUCACCCUGGACCAUUCUUUUAUUUACUUUUGAGAACAUACUCCAAAAUAGUACCAGCAAAGCUCACAGAUUACCUGCAAUCUUGGGUACCUGGGGGCAACCCUCAGCUUGUGCAGUUACAUCUUUUGGGAGAAAGUAGUGUAGAACUGAAACUUGGGACUUACCUGUUCUUUGAUGAUGGUAUUGAAAAUGUGUCCUCUGAGACUAAGCUUCAGAAACUCUUUCUCAGCCUUUCUCUCCCAACAGUUGAAGAUGACUUCAAAGGGAAUGUAUCUGAUGUCAGAAAACUAGAAGUAAUUGGACAAGUUGUACAAGUGGUUUACUUUAUUUCCUUCCACUUAACACAACUAGCCCAACUUAAAAACUUGACUGAAGACUUUGUUAUCAGAUCUCAAGAAAUGCUCCUAUAUAUGUCUGAGGUUGCAUCACAUUUUGAUGAUUAUUACUAUAAGGGAAAGGAGCACGGACUUUUCUUUGAGAUUUUUAAGGUUUUAUUCUGUCAUCCAAUGUUAUACCAACAAUUUAAUCCUAUUACAAAACACAACUCAGAAUCAUCUACACUUUUAACAAAUAUGAUGAUUAAUUUGGCAAAGAAGGCCUCUGUGUGUCAAUCUCUUGAAAACUACUUGAUGCCAUUUAAGGAUAAACUCUUGACCAUUGUAAAGUCACUGGCUAAGAAAAAGAAGAAGAAAAUGCCCAAAGGAGACAUAGCUUUUAUGAUCAGUGCAAUUCCACUUAAAUUUGAGGAGAUCUCAAAUCUUUUGGAACUUACUGCAUGUCUUCCAGCCACAUCUUCAAUGAUUGGCAGUGAUGAGAAUUUAAAAUUGUCACCUUGGUAUCAUCUAACUGCUCAUCUCUUCAGUCGUGCAUCUGAUCUUCGAAACAAGGGAAGUUCAAAUAAAAAUGAGGUCAUGCUACUUCCUCCUGCAGUUAUUACUCAGGUUUCUGAUCUGCUGCUAGAAAUGCUACCCAUUAAAAAUUGUGAUGCAACAUCAUUAACUGAGGCUCUUAUGUCAUAUAUUGAGUCUUGUCCUCAACAGACAGCACAUGUUUCUGAGUCAUUACUACAAUGCAUGUUAAACUCUUGUGAAGCAAAUCAGGCCACAUGUAAAUUAGCUCAAUGGGUGGCUUCAUGUACAUCAUCAAAGGAGUUGCUAAGUAAAUUAAAAAGCUCCAUUAAGGACAAAUUUACCACAAGAAAGCGUCUUGGGUUGAUUUUGCCUGUCAUAAGAGUAGCUCUCAAAAGUCAGGAAAAAGAAGGUUUUUGGAAGCCAGUUUUGACACCAUUGUAUGAUCAGAUGAAGUCUGAAAUACACGAACAUGCUAUCAGUCUAGCUAACCACCCAGAAUGGUUAGCCUCCAAUACUGAUGUAGUUGUCAUAUUAAUGAAACGCUUUAUGAAGACUGAUGAGAGAGAAAGCAUAUGCAAAGCUCUUGAGAAAAAGGCUCCAGCACUGACUGAAGAAAAGCAGUACUACUUAAAUUUAAUAACCGAAGUCUUACAGUCUCAGCCACCUCAACUGUUGUUAUUGCUCCUGGCUUGGCUAGGGGUUUCAUUAAAGAAAAAUGGAAAUUCAUCCGGACACAUUGGCCUUGUUCAGUUAUUGAGUGAUGCUAUUGUCAGGUUUACAAAAGAAGUAACUUUUGAUAACUUCUCAAGCGUAAAAGAAAGCAAAGUUUGGCAGGAAACUUUGAGAUUGACCCUGAAAUGGGGACUUGCACAUGGAAAAGAUGAUGAUGAAACUGGAAACAAGGCAUCAGAUGUAUCAUGUAUGCUCUUGAAGACACUUCAUUCUCUUUUCAAGAAGAUGUAUGUCAUUUUGGAAGAUCAUGAGCACAUUAAGUUGGUUCAUAGUAUGACCAUACAGCACUCUGAAUUUCUAAAUAUUAUGAUGGGCACUUCCCCCUCUAAAUUUGAACUUGUUCAGCUUCUUAAUGUUCUCAUAGAAAGAAGUCCUAAGAUGAUGGAUUGUUCUCAUGUGCCUGUAUUGCUUGCUGCUUACAGUGCUAGUUUAAGUAAAACAGACCGAGCUCUUCUUAAAAUACUUAUCCUGUACGAACAAAGUGGAAUAGAUCUUUCCCAGUAUCGUCCUUACUUCUGGGGACGCCAAGGAGCAAAUCAUUACUCAAUAUGGUCUCAGGGAAAUAAAAAUAAUAAGACUCUCUUGCAGCAACCUAGACCAGAUCAGGUUCUUGGCCUUCUGGAUAUUAAUAUGGUAAUGCAAACCAUAGGACAGUUCUCAAUUAAAUCUACUCUGAAGAUAUCUGAAGAUGAAACUGAAUUUGUUGAUGGAAUCUAUGACCCAUCAUUUUACCUACCUUUGUUUAUGUACCUUUUGUCUCCAGAAUCACCAGUUCUAACACACAUGUUUGUUAGGUCUGGUGCUCUUGCUCUUACUCUUUCUGCUCUUGCAAGUUAUGACAUAACAAUAAGAGCAGCUGCAUUCACCACUCUCUCGCGUUUUAUUUCUCACUUGCAAAUGGCAAGGGGACGCAAUAAAGAACUAUUGCUUCACUUCAUGUCUGCUCUGCAAAAAGGUGUACUAGCCUUUGGAAGUGAAAAUCCUAGACUUCCUAGUGUUGUUUCAGUCUUCCUAUCACGGUCUGCCAUUGAAAUUUCCAAUCCGUCAAGUCCUUUAUAUAGGCCACUCAUUAACUUCAUAUUAGCCAAGCCUGCCAUGAAUUUAAAAACUGUACCUGAAUUCUUACAACUAUUGCAUUCAGAUCAUGUUGAUCACUUAGCACAUCGACAUUGGAUCCUUGAAGUAUUAGCUGAAGGUAUCCGAGCACCAAUUGAUGUCGAUUUAUGCACAGAGGUUGCUGCUUUUAAAUUGUUGCCCGCAUAUUAUUCAUCAUGUCUUUCUGAUUUCAAAAGCAAACUCCUUAUUUUGCAAUGGUUAAGAUCAACUGUUGCAGUCCAAUAUGGGGCAUGCCGUUUAGUGAGAGAUUUCAGCUUUGUGUCAUGGCUUCAUCAAACAAUUAUGAAUCUGACUGUUGAGAAUUCCACUCUCACUACUGAAAUGGUAAGCUUGCUGUCUGACUUAUGGGGCUCUUUGUCUAUGUCCACCAAGGGAAAGCAAGAUUCUGAAACAGGUCGCCCAAUUCCACACAUUGAAAGUUCAGCUAGUAAGGUGUUGCUUCUCCUCCUUACCUUACAUCUUAAAUUGACACCUCAGACUUGUGUCGACAGUCUUAUUAAGUACAUUUCUGUUCUUACCAAAGUUACUUCUUGCCUUCAACCUGAAGAAACUUCUAUGUUUUCAAAAGAGAAAUUGUUAUCAAUUCUUGAAGUGGGAUCUGCUUUUAGUCCCAACAAGAGAGAAUUUUUUGAUCUGCUUGAAUUUGGACAUAACUUUACUGAAGUUAAAGAAAUAUUGCCUGAUGUGGGAGACAAGCCCAAUGAGUUGAGGCUAAAGCUAAGAGCAUUGACCAUUCAGUGGAGCAAGUGUCAAGCCUUAGUACACAUUAUGCUGUAAAGGAAUGUAACUUAGUUGGAAACAAAGCUUUGCAAAGCAAUUUAAUAAACAUUGUUAUGAUAUAUUUUA